UAUAAAUAAAAUAUAAUCAAAAACCAAUUUUUGAAAAGAAUCUCCAAGAAGACGACAUUUGUAAAAAUCUUCUCUUCGACUAAUAAUAAUAAAAUCAAUUUAAAUUGAUUAAUAGAAGAAAUAAAGGAAGAACGUCUGAACGUCAUUACUUUAUCAAAAGGAAAAAAAAAAGAAUAGAAACAAUCGUCAACAAACAAAUUGAAUAAAUCGUUCACAUCAAUUUGUAUCAAUUCAUAUUCAUUAAAUCAGAAAAAUCAUACAAUUUGUGAUAGAUUGAAACGCUGCUAUGGCAUCUUCUUCGAUACUCGCAAAUAAUCCAAUAACAACGCAUUCGUCUCUAAACGCGACUUCAGCGAAGUCUAUCUCUACUGCCUCAGUUGCUAAAACUUCAGUUUCAACACGUAAACGGACAUACGAUUCAGCAAUUUCCAUGCCGGCUGCCGCCAGUACUGUUGCAACAGCAACAACCGCAAGCAAUGGAACAACUGUUAAAGCAGCAACACCGGAAAAAGCAACUAAUGGUCAAUUGGGUAAUGAUACAGAGGAACUGUUAAGCAUUAAAGUAGAUGCUUGUGUGACUGCAGCUCCUUUUAAGGAUUAUACACGCACAGUUUCACAGAAUGAGAUUGAUGAAGAGGAAAAUACCAUAAGUGCUGGUACCUCUGGUUUAACGAGAAAAUCAAAUGAUAACUCUUUGGAGAGUAGUCCAGUUAAAAAAAAAUAUGUACCACCACCAGCCUUAGUAGUGAGUGCCAGUAGUGGUGCAUCAGAAUUUAUGACCAUCUGUACGCCGGCACCAUUCUCCUCCGAUGAGAAGGCUGUACUUGAGCGAGCCCGUUGUGAUUAUGAGUACAAAAUUACCUAUCAAAUGGCACGUUCUGGAGUCGCCAAACGGCGUGUGCGUGUUUAUGCCGAUGGCAUAUAUGAUUUGUUUCACCAGGGCCACGCCAGGCAAUUAAUGCAGGCGAAAAAUAUAUUUCCUAAUGUUUAUUUAAUUGUUGGUGUUUGCAAUGAUGAUUUAACACAUAGAAUGAAGGGUCGUACAGUAAUGAAUGAUCACGAACGCUAUGAAGGUGUGCGACAUUGUCGUUAUGUCGAUGAGAUCAUAGCUGACGCUCCGUGGACAUUAUCUGAUGAAUUUAUAGCUGAAAACAAAAUAGAUUUUGUUGCUCAUGAUGACAUUCCAUAUACUGGUACUGGUACCGACGACAUAUACGGUCCAUUAAAAGCAAAGGGCAUGUUUGUUGCUACUGAACGUACUGAAGGUGUUUCCACAUCGGACAUUGUUGCUCGCAUUGUUAAGGAUUAUGAUUUAUAUGUACGUCGAAAUUUAGCGCGUGGGUAUUCGGCUAAAGAUCUUAAUGUAUCAUUCCUAUCAGAGAAGAAAUUCCGUCUACAAAAUAAAAUGGACGAGUUGAAAGUUCGUGGCCGUCGUGAAUUAACUAAAGUUAAAGGCGACAUAAUGACUAAAUGGGAAGAGAAAUCUCGCGAAUUUAUUGACGCAUUCCUUUUGUUAUUUGGACGUGAACGUUUACAUCACUUAUGGAAUGAAUCAAAAGGUAAACUAAUACAAGCACUUAGUCCUCCUGGUAGUCCGAGUGGUUCUGUGAAUGGUGAUGCGGAUGAUUUUGAGGACGAAGAAGAAGAUGAUGAGGAAACUGACCCAAUGCAAGCUGGUGUCAGUAUCCAUAUGGAAUUAUCACCAAAAGAUCGUCGUACGUAUAGUCGUCGUGGUGUUGAUAGUCCUACAAUGGGUCGAUCAGCUACAGUUCCAAACAGAGCACAUACGACGCUAGCAUCAAGGCAGGAAUACGAUGAAUUUGAACGUUUAAGUAACUAAACGCUGCUUAUAAAAAAAAA
This is a messenger RNA of Teleopsis dalmanni, 1860 nucleotides long. Its product is annotated as choline-phosphate cytidylyltransferase A-like. Gene Ontology annotation, biological process: CDP-choline pathway. The transcript is spliced from 5 exons. Bases 287 to 1840 code for a protein of 517 amino acids. NCBI's taxonomy places the organism in Eukaryota, Metazoa, Arthropoda, Insecta, Diptera, Diopsidae. Gene Ontology annotation, molecular function: choline-phosphate cytidylyltransferase activity; phosphatidylcholine binding. The record is from RefSeq and is a predicted model, not a curated record.